UCUCUCCCCCUCUCUCGCCCUCACUCUAUAAGAGUGUUGUGUGACUCAUUGGGAAAUGAUAGCAAUAAAGGAACCAUAAAAACUAAACCUUCUUAGCAAUCUUCGCAAGUUUGUAUCGUCCUCCUUGGCUCCUUCUCUUUCUUCUCCUAAAACCAGUAGCAACUACUUCUACUACUAUAACUACUACUCAAUUUCCUUCCCUAUAGCCCACUAUUCACUUUCCUUAACUUCAAAGAUACACACAAAUAUAUCGGAACAAUGAGUAGUACUACUGAAACUCAGUUGGGUUCAGAAACUGAUAGCAGCUCAUCCUCUUCAUCACCACCGUCUUCGCCUGCAAGUUCCCGACCCCUAAACCCCAACAAGCCUAGUUCACCGGAAUCGGAGACUAAAAACAACAAGAAGAUCAAACGGGACAGAGACUCCAGCAAGCACCCGGUUUACCGCGGCGUCCGGAUGCGCAACUGGGGCAAAUGGGUCUCUGAAAUCCGCGAGCCCCGCAAGAAGUCGCGCAUUUGGCUCGGGACCUUCCCCACCCCCGAAAUGGCCGCCAGAGCACAUGACGUGGCCGCGUUGAGCAUCAAAGGCAACUCAGCGAUACUCAACUUCCCCGAACUCAGCAACUCGCUGCCGCGGCCGGCCUCGCUCGCUCCCCGAGACGUCCAGGCCGCGGCGUCCAAGGCUGCCCAAAUGCACCAGUUCGACUCCAAGCCUUCAAUGUCCACCACGUCAUCGUCGUCGUCGUUGUGUUCUCUGGUCUCGGCUAUAGACAACCUCUCGACCGAGUCAGAGGAGCUGAGCGAGAUCGUUCAGUUGCCGAGUCUGGGGACGAGUUACGAGUCGUACGAGUUGAGAAAUGAGUUUUUGUUGGUGGACUCGGCCGAGGACGAGUGGGUUUAUCCGCCGCCGUGGCUACAGCAAAUGGGGGACUGCGGCGUGUAUUUGUGCGGUGGGUUAGGAAGUUCUUCUAAUUCAACCGGCUUUGAGGGUUUGUUAUGGGAUUAUUAAUUAGUAAGUGGUCUUGUUCCAAAGUGUUUAAUUGUAAAUUAAUGUAAGUGUGUUUUUUUGGCUUUUUGAAGUUUUUAGCCCUUAUGGUUUUUCAUUUAAGGGCUUAAACUCUGAUCUAUUAAUCUCAUCCCUCCUCUGCUUUGUGUGUAAGUACUGUUAGGAUGAGGUUGGUUGGUAACUUUGUGCAAAUACAAUAAACCCUUUGUUUUUCC
Messenger RNA from Rosa rugosa (rugosa rose), 1220 nucleotides. RefSeq names its product ethylene-responsive transcription factor TINY-like. The transcript has a single exon. Gene Ontology annotation, biological process: regulation of DNA-templated transcription. Lineage: Eukaryota; Viridiplantae; Streptophyta; Magnoliopsida; Rosales; Rosaceae. The record is from RefSeq and is a predicted model, not a curated record. Bases 259 to 1008 code for a protein of 249 amino acids. Gene Ontology annotation, molecular function: DNA binding; DNA-binding transcription factor activity.